Molecule: messenger RNA, 3719 nt
Organism: Protobothrops mucrosquamatus (brown spotted pit viper)
Lineage: Eukaryota; Metazoa; Chordata; Lepidosauria; Squamata; Viperidae
Gene: EPHA2
Product: EPH receptor A2
Exons: 15
Coding region: 22-2781 (919 amino acids)
Biological process (GO): protein phosphorylation; axon guidance; cell surface receptor protein tyrosine kinase signaling pathway
Cellular component (GO): neuron projection; plasma membrane
Molecular function (GO): transmembrane-ephrin receptor activity; ATP binding; protein binding
Source: RefSeq, a predicted model, not a curated record
UGGGACCUGCUUCAGAACGUCAUGAACGAAUCCCUCAUCUACAUUUACUCAGUCUGCAACGUGCAGGAAGGCGAUCAGGAUAACUGGCUGCGGACCAACUGGAUCUACCGAGGGGAAGCCCAGCGUAUCUUCAUUGAAAUCCAGUUCACGGUCCGGGACUGCAACACCUUCUCACCUGGGACGGGCACCUGCAAGGAGACUUUCAACCUCUUCUACGCCGAGUCGGACGUCGACUACGGCAUCAAUUUCCAGAAGCGCCAGUUCCAAAAGAUCGACACCAUUGCCCCCGACGAGAUCACCCUGCUGGAAGACUUCACCACCCGCAACGUGAAGAUCAACGUGGAGGUGCGCUCGGUCGGGCCCCUCACCCGGAAGGGCUUCUACGUGGCCUUCCAGGACAUCGGGGCCUGCGUGGCGCUCCUCUCUGUCCGAAUCUACUACAAGAAGUGCCCCGGAGUCUUCCGCAAUAUGGCCAGCUUUCCGGAAACCAUCGCUGGGGCCGAUUCGCAAGACCUGGCCAAGGUGCCUGGGACGUGCGUGGCGGAAGCCGUGGCCACCGAGGAGCCCUUCAUGCACUGCAACUCGGAUGGAGAGUGGCUGGUGUCCAUUGGCGAGUGUCUUUGUCGAGAAGGAUACGAAAAAGAUGGGGACAGCUGCAAAGCUUGCUCGCCCGGAUUCUUCAAACAAGAUGUCGCCAACAGCGCCUGCUUGAAGUGUCCCUUGCACACGCUGCCUUCUUCGGAAGGCUCCACUUUGUGUCCUUGUGAGGAAGGCUACUUCCGGGCUCCAAGUGAUCCGGUGUCCAUGUCGUGCACAAAACCCCCCUCUGCUCCUCGUGGGGUGACGGCAAUUGGUCUGGGUGCUAAAGUCAAGCUGCAUUGGUCUCCACCCCAGAACACGGGGGGCCGCCAAGACGUCACCUAUCGAGUAUCGUGCGAACAGUGCUGGCCAGACUCAGGGGACUGCCGGCCUUGUGACACCAUUCUCCGCUAUUCAGACAAUCCAAACCGACUCACUGGCACUUCUUUGACGAUUAGUGAUCUUGAGCCACAUGUAAACUACACUUUCACCGUAGAAGCUCAUAAUGGAGUGUCCUCCUUCAGUCCCCAGCGCAGCUACGGAGUCACUAGCAUCAGUGUCAAUCAGACAGAACCACCAAGAGUAACUUCGGUGACCAUGGACAGUCGCACCGCUACCAGUUUAACACUAUCUUGGACUGUCCCUCCUCGCCAACAGAGCCACGUUUGGAAGUACCAGGUUACUUACAAGAAGAAGAAGGAUGAAAACAGCUACUCAGUCCUGCGCUCUGAAGGAAACUCAGUCACCCUCCAUAAGCUGACUCCCAAGACUAAGUACCUGGUGAGCGUCCAGGCGCUGACGCAGGAGGGUCACGGAGCCCACAGCAUGGAGCAUGAGUUUGAAACGCUCCCUGAAACUUCCGAAGGUGCGAAUACUGCUGCGGUCCUCGGAGGGUCCAUUGCUGGCUUCGUCUUCACGCUUGCUGUCGUCGUGAUACUUUUUCUCGUCAUUCGACAGAGGAAAAAGAAUUCGCGGGCCCGGCAGACUUCAGAAGAUGUUUACUUCUCCAAGUCUGAUCAGCUCAAACCCCUGAAGACUUAUGUGGAUCCCCACACCUACGAAGACCCCAAUCAGGCGGUCCUGAAGUUCACCACCGAGAUCCACCCUUCCAGCGUUUCCCGACAGAAAGUGAUUGGAGCAGGAGAAUUUGGUGAAGUUUAUAAAGGGAUUCUGAAAACUGGCAAGAAAGAGAUCCCUGUGGCCAUAAAGACGCUGAAAUCGGGUUACACCGAAAAACAACGCAUUGACUUUUUGAGCGAGGCGAGCAUCAUGGGACAAUUCUGCCACCACAACAUCAUUCAUUUGGAAGGAGUUGUCUCCAAAUAUAAGCCCUUCAUGAUCAUCACCGAAUACAUGGAGAACGGUGCCCUGGAUAAAUUCCUACGGGAAAAAGAUGGGGAGUUUUGUGUCAUCCAGUUGGUGGGCAUGCUGAGGGGAAUUGCUUCUGGAAUGAAAUACUUGGCCAGCAUGAACUACGUGCAUCGGGAUCUGGCUGCUCGCAAUAUCCUUGUGGACAGCCAGCUAGUCUGCAAAGUCUCCGAUUUUGGUCUGUCCCGUGUCCUGGAGGAUGAUCCCGAUGCUACUUAUACCACCAGCGGCGGGAAAAUCCCCAUCCGAUGGACAGCACCGGAGGCCAUCUCUCAUCGCAAGUUCACUUCUGCCAGCGACGUCUGGAGCUACGGAAUCGUGAUGUGGGAGGUGAUGUCCUACGGCGAUCGGCCUUACUGGGAGCUCUCCAAUCAUGAGGUGAUGAAAGCAAUUAACGAGGGCUUCCGACUCCCUGCCCCCAUGGAGUGUCCUUCUGCCAUCUACCAGCUGAUGAUGCGAUGCUGGCAACAAGAGAGAAGUCAGCGACCUAAAUUCACCGACAUCGUCAGCAUCCUGGACAAGCUCAUCCGCGCUCCCGAGUCACUCAAGACCUUGGCAGAGUUUGACCCUCGGAUCUCCAUCCGCUUACCCAGCACCAGCGGCUCAGAGGGGGUUCCUUUCCGAACUGUGGCAGAGUGGCUGGAGUCCAUCAAAAUGCACCAAUACACAGAGCACUUCCUAGAGGCUGGGUAUAACGUCAUUGAGAAGGUGGUGCAGAUGACCAACGAGGAUAUCAAGAGAAUCGGUGUGCGUCUACCAGGACACCAGAAGCGAAUUGCCUACAGCCUCUUAGGACUGAAAGAACAAGUGACCACCAUUGGCAUUCCAAUUUGAGCGGGAGAAAUUGUAUCCGGCAGCGGUAGCUUGGCUGCCUUCUUCCGCUACCGUUCUUUGCUUGCUCAGUCUAGAACCAUUCACAGACUUCCUGGUAUAUACUUGAAGUGGAGAAUCAACGUGACCUCUCUCACUAAGGAGGCUGGCAGUUAAAGUGCCUCUCUUCCCCUCGGCUUCACAGUCCCGUAUUUAUUGCCUGUCUUCUGAGGAAUCUUGGAAAUGCCUUGUGCCAAUUGACGAAGUAUCCAGGACGAUGGUGCCUUAUUUCCUCAAGCGCAGCAGCCACGUGGCAUUCUGCCAGCCUGACAUUUGGCCUGGAAAGAUCCUCAGGCUACUGAAUGUUUGUACCCCUUCUUCCCCCCACCCACCUUCUUUCAUCUCCUUUCUCCAUUUUGCUUCCCAAACCUUUGACUACUGCAACUGAGAUCCUUGGUCCAUCGCUGGCUGGCUGGCGUGCCACACUCUUUUGAGUUUUUUUCUGAAACAAAAGCCUGUUCCUCCUUUUUCACAUUCAAAUAUCUUGGGGUCUUUUUCUUGAACAUUAAAAGUGGAGAAGUCCAUAAUUAUAGCUUAUAUAGGAAGCUAGGCGUUUAGCUUUAAUCGGAUUAGCACCAUGCACAUUUAGAAGACCACAGCGGUAUAAUAGGAACUGCUGGAUAUUCUGUUCUUGAUUUUUUUGCUGCUCUUCUGGGAGUUUUUCUUCUAUAUUUUUUACUCCUUUGCUCUUUAAUGAACCUAACCUGGCACUUCCAAGAGACUUUACGCAGUCUCUGCUCAAGCCUCACCUUAAAGGUGGUUUGCCAAGAAUAAUCCAGAGACCCACUCUUUGCAAGUCAGCUUGUUGUUAUUUAUUCUUCCUUCCUUCCUUCCAAACUGCUCCUUAAAUGCACUCUUGACUUCUGGACAGUUUAUUCUUCCUUCAUAUCAAUAUUUCAUUA